GUAGCACACCACGUGAUCUUAGCAAAGAUGGCGGCGCCCAUGGAGCUUGUGCUGAGCGCUGAUGCCGCCGGACAGGUUGCAAAUUGCACUGUAUGGGAUCCAUUGACCGGUUCGGUGUUACUCACAUAUCGAGGGGGAAACAGCACGGGUCGGGGUCUGGCGGUACUUGGAGGCCAGUAUCUGCUCGGAGGGCAACUCGGAAAAAACUACAUAAAUGUGUGGGAACUACAGAGAAAGGUAAGGGAUUCAUUAUGCCCAUUUUUGGAAUAUGUUUUUUUUCUACAGCUCUACCGAUAACAUUCAGGGUUCUUGGCCAUGAUGGUUACUCUUUCUUGAAACACAGAUACUUUUUUUUUUUUUUUGUAGUACACAAGAAAACACACAGUGUACUCCUUUUAUAUUUCGGAUGUGUUGGGCCGACACAUUUUAGCAAUUUGAAGGUAAGUUUACCUGAAACCCGUGAGGGAGAUUGCUCAAAAUGUUCUGUUCUGGAAGGUGAUCUAAAAGUAGAGCAAUCACCAUGGAAGCCAGUAGGCAUAUUAUAUUGGUGCCUUCUGCCAUUUUACACUUUUUGGAACAGAAAACUUUGAUAUACCCAACUCACUGUAUCAGUUCCAUACCUCCCAACAUUCUGAAGAAUGGAGAUAGGGACGGUUGAGUCGUGUCACUGGCGACACUCAUAAUGAGAAGGCCAUGCAGAGAAUGAUAUUGUGUGGACACCAGGCUGUGACUGACCGACUGUCUGGCCAGCCCUAUACUACAGGACCAUAUUGUAGUGCUCUGUGCAUGGUUCUAGUGACCGUUCCCAUCGCAAGUGCAUUUUAUGACCUGGUGUUCCCUGUUACUGCAAUUGCAGGACAGAAGCCCAAAAUCACAAUAGACCUGUUGCAGUUGCGGGACUGUAUGGAGGCCUGAUUACCAGAGAUCAAGAGGUUUGAUGUUAAUAAAUAGGCAGGUUUUCAGGGUGAUUUUUCUUAGACAUGACUCCUUUAAACUUCCUCCCUGAAUACCACAUAUGCUUUCUAGGUUGACACUGAUCCUGCUAAAAUAAAUAUAUAUAUGUAUGUAUAUGUAUUUUGAACAUUAGAAUUUCCUCCUCCUUAUUCAUUUUUAGGCCACUAUUACAAGGGAAAUUAAGCCAUAUUACUUACCAUUAUAACUUUCAUGCCUCGCCGUGGCCGAUGCUCCAACCCUUGUUUAAAUCAUCAUUACUGAUUAUCUUAGCCAAUCCAAUGUUUUUGGGGGCCGUCUAUACAUAUUAGGCAAUCAGCAUCUCCUCAUCGAGAGUGUUCAUCUUCAUGCAGAGUGUGAGGAUGCCAAUUGUCAUCCCUACAAAGAUUGCAGGAACAUGAUAGGAAGCACCUCUAAUGGAUAUUUAAAUGACAUCCACUAGAGGUGUUCGCAGGAACAAAUGUAAACACUGCCUUUUAAUAGAAAAUUUAAUUUUCACAGACAAGAGACUUCAGGGCCAAUCUUUUUUUUUUUUUUUUUUCACCAUAAUUACUACAGAGCGCUACUUAUAAUGUAAGUAGUUCAACCAUUUGCAAGUUUGAUAUCUUACCUGAUGUACACUGGCCGCUGUCAUCUCGGACAGUUGGAAGCUCAAAGCCUGGCUGUGCAGAGUUUAUCUAAUUGGCUGACAGUGAUCAGCGGUCAGAUUGUCUGAUGUUCUCAGUCAACGAGCUAGCCCUGCGUGGCAGAAUUUAGCUCAGGAUAGCUAACGGAAGCGACUGUUGGGGGAUUCCAGUUCUCAUUGGUGGAAGUGACUGAUGCCUAUUAAACCCAGUUUAAAAAAAAAAAAGUCAUAGCAUUAGUAGAAAGUAGUGGAAUAAAUCUGCUGCUUUUGUAAAAUCUGGUGUUGCGGUUCAAUUGAUUAAUUUUACUGUUUACUUGCAUGCAUCUGUGUCAAUUUCAAUGAUGAGACUUCACGUAUGUAUAAAUUAGUUAUGGUUUCUUCAGAAGCCAUUAAAACCAUUUGUCCAGUGAUUCUUUUCAGAAAAUGUUUAAUAUUCUAAAUGGUCUAAUUUGGAAUUUUCCUCUUUGUUGUCUUCUUAUUUAUUGACAUGUUCUUGCUGAGUUAAAAAAAAAAAAAAAAAUAGAUAUAAGCAAAUAUAACUGUUAGAUUCUAUGCAUAGGUGAAAAAUAUCAAUCUCAUCAUUGUUCUAUUUUUUUCCUUCUUUUGUACUUCUAGGAUCAGCUGCAGCAGAAAAUUGUGUGCCCAGGACCAGUAACAUGUCUAGCUGCAUCUCCCAAUGGGCUGUAUUUGGUGGCUGGCAUUUCAGAGAGUAUCUACUUAUGGGAGGUGAGAUCCUACACACAUUGGCCAGGGAAGGUGAUGAGAGGAAAUUAGUUAUAUCCUGUGCUGUUUGGCAUGUUCUAAAGAGAAUUACCUAACAACAUCUGAUCUAACUGAUAUGUCUCUUGUUUAAUUUGCCACUGACUCUCUUCUCUUACUUUCAGCUUUAAACUUGACUGCAACUUUUUAUCCUUCUUACUUGUGUUACGUGUCGCAGGUUUGUACUGGACGCCUCCUUGCAAUUAUGAACUGCCACUACCAGGAUGUCACAUGCUUGACUUUCACAGAUGACAGCAGCCAUUUCUUAUCUGGAGCCAAGGAUAGCCUGGUUAUGGUUUGGAACAUUUACAGGUGAAUUCUUUUUGACAGACCAACUUGUAUCAGUUAAUCACAGAGAUCUUUUCAAAUUUUGGUUCAAUUUAAAGCAGAACUGAAAUAUUUAUACUUUGCCUAUAUAAUGCAAUAAAGGGGCAACGUAAACAACAUAAUCAGUGCACUGAGUUAAAGUGUUCGUUGCGCCUUGAGUCCUGGUGCCAUCACCCAGUUUAAUAUUAAAUUUAGUAAAAAAAUUAAUCUUAUUUUGCACCCUGGGACCAACCCCCAUUUUGGUCACUUUGUUUGCAGAGAGUGUUGAGAUGAAGCACAUCUCUGGUUGCCAGGUAAAGCCCUGGUUUGUAACAAACCAGUCUUAAAUAAUUUGUAACUAUGCUAGGGUAUGGCAUCAGGGCCCACCAGGCAACAUAGUCAUUGCAGUUCACAGAAGUGUUAUUAAGGUAAGCGUGCCCUUUAAAUUAAACUUUCCUUUAAAUAUCCCUCACACAAAUUACCAGUAUAUGCUGCUUCUCUUGUGAUGCCAGCUAACUCUGGUCCCUAUAGUGGUUUCACAGUAUGUGUUCCCAUAUGCACAUGGUUUUUUACUUGUCCACCUGUUUGUAUUUGUAUUAACCUUCAAGGUUCUUGGUAUUUUUGCAAGUAGAAUGAAAGCAGAGGCAGCAGGCCAAUCACUCAUAGACCAGGAGGAUGUCCACCAGUCAGGAACUUUUUAUUCAGAUCAGGUUUUUCCUCUGCUUUUUUUGUUUUGUUAUUGUUUUGGUUUAAGGGGAGGUAGACUCUUGUGUCAUGCCCACUCCACGCACACAAGGUAGAUGGGAGUAGCAAAACACUCUCUUCGCAGUUUUAUAGCUGCAGUGAUUUAUUUGCCAAUAGCAAUCAUAAAUUGCCCUGUGCUGGGUGACUAGUUUCAGGAAGCUCUAUGAACCAUGUUUUAUAGAGUGGCCUUCUAAUGUAUCCAUCUAUAGUCAGACAGUUCUAUUUUACCCUUUCUGUUGGUACUUGGUUACCUUUUUGGGGGCAUGGGGAGGGGGUUUUAGCUUAUUUAAAACAAAGCAGGGUUGAUUUGUUGUAAAAUGGAAUUAAGAAGUCAUCGUAGCCUCUACCAUCCUGGUUGAAGGAUACUUCUCUGGGGCUCUCCCCAAGUUAAAAGGACAAUCCAGAUGUGGAUCCCAUGCUCACUGUGCCUAGAGAUGUAUCAGCAACUCCUCGCUGAUGAGGCCCAAAGAAGGCCAAAACGUUUCACGGGUUGCUGUAUCUCUCAUGCAGAGAGAGCUUGCUGGCAUUUCUGUUCUCGACUGCUCUUACAGGGGGGAAGGGGAUCAGUCUCAUAUGAUAUGGAAUAUGUUCUCUUUGUAAUGGCACAAGUGAGCAAAAAACAUUUUGAUUCCUGAGCGGGAAGCUUCUGAGUUUCUCCAAGCUUUUGUCCGUUCUCAGAGUUCUCACAUUCUUUGUUAAUGCUUCAGACUUGAGCUGGACACUCUUUGUCCAUUAAAAAUGUAAAAUUCGUUUACCUUUUGAAUGAUUGCCUUUUUGUUGCUGUGACAUCAGCAGUAAUCUGGAAAAGGCUGGAAUGGCUCAACCAGACCUGCUUCUUCUUUUGAUGUUUAUGGGAAUGCUGUAGUACCUAAUAAACACAUGCUGCACAGCACGGUUUUAUAGUAUGAAUAAAACAAUUAUAGUAUGAGGAGAUUUUGCUGUAUGCAUAUAUUCUGCUCUGCUGGUUUCCAGUUCUUUAAAAAUAAAUUGAACCUGUGAAAAGCCCUGUUUCAAAGUAACAAAAAUAUCAGAGUCCUUGAUGCCAGAGUUACAAUUUUAAGUAAUGUCUUUAGAAAGGAGCAAUUCAGAAUCCUUUGCUAACUGUCCCUUUUGAAGUGUGAUUGCUGUGCAUAGGUUUGUGCUUGUCACAGUAAGGUUUUUUUUAUACUAAUUUAUUUUUUAGUGUGUUGCAAGUGGAAGCUUCUCGUGUACCUGAGCCUCGUCACAUGUGGUCUCAUCACAGUCUGCCUAUUACAGACUUGCAAUGUGGCAUUGGCGGCCCACAGUCUCGUGCAGUUACUUCUUCACUCGACCAAACUGUUAAGGUACUUGUAAGACUUUUGUUUGAUACUUUAAAAAUAAGUUCUAAUGUUUAGUUAACCCCUUAAGGACCAAACUUCUGGAAUAAAAGGGAAUCUUGACAUGUCACACAUGUCAUGUGUCCUUAAAGGACCAUUAUAGUGCCAGGAAAACAUACUCGUUUUCCUGGCACUAUAGUGCCCUGAGGGACCCCCUCCCGCCGGGCUCUGGGGAGAGUAAGGGGUUAAACUUACCUCUUUCUCCAGCCGCAUUAAUUUAUUUUUUAGUGUGUCGCAAGCAGCGCAUUCAGCCGGUCUCAUAGGAAAGCAUUUACAAUGCUUUACUAUGGACGCUGGCGUCUUCUCACUGUGAUUUCCACAGUGAGAAGCACGCAAACGCCUCUAGCGGCUGUCAAUGAGACAGCCACUAGAGGCUUUAGAGGCUGGAUUAACCCUAUUAUAAACAUAGCAGUUUCUCUGAAACUGCUAUGUUUAUAUAAAAAAAAGGGUUAAUCCUAGAGGAAACUGGCGCCCAGACCACUUCAUUAAGCUGAAGUGGUCUGGGUGCCUAGAGUGGUCCUUUAAGGGGUUAAACCUUCUAAAAUUUAUUUUAAGAAAUUGUCUUCAUAAUAAUAGUAGUGUUGAAGUCACUGAACUCCUUCCCAUAAAGCUUUUAAGAAAAGCCUGUUUACCUAAAACUGAAAUGAUUUAGGAUAAGCGUUCACGCUUGAUACAGCCCACUGCAGUGUUUAAAGGACCACUCUAGGCACCCAGACCACUUCAGCUUAAUGAAGUGGUCUGGGUGCCAGGUCCUUCUAGGGUUAACCCAUUUUUUCAUAAUUAUAGCAGUUUCAGAGAAACUGCUAUAAUUAUGAAUGGGUUAAGCCUUCCCCCUAAUCCUCUAGUGGCUAUCUCAUUGACAGCCACUAGAGGCGCUUGCGUGCUUCUCACUGUGAAAAUCACAGUGAGAGCACGCCAGCGUCCAUAGGAAAGCAUUGUAAAUGCUUUCCUAUGAGACCGGCUGAAUGCGCGCGCAGCUCUUGCCGCGCGUGCGCAUUCAGCCGGCGGGGCGUAACGGAGGCGGAGAGGAGGAGGAGAGCUCUCCGCCCAGCGCUGGAAAAAGGUAAGUUUUUACCCCUUUCCCCUUCCAGAGCCGGGCGGGAGGGGGACCCUGAGGGUGGGGGCACCCUCAGGGCACUAUAGUGCCAGGAAAACGAGUAUGUUUUCCUGGCACUAUAGUGGUCCUUUAAGAUUUAAGUUUGUUUGGAUCCACUAGGCCCCCUCAAAGUAUGUUCAUCGAUGUCCUAUAGUCAGUCUUGGAAGGUGGCGGGUAGAUCCAUUUUAAAGGUACUUAUUCAAAUCCAAAAGAGAGAUCCAAAACUACUGUAGGUAACCUAAAAUGAAAAGUGCCAAUUAAGUCUAUGUGUGUUAUAUUAUUAAUGGCCACAGGGGGGAGAGACAUCCAAGGAGGAUACAGGAAAAAAGUCUAUUUUGAAUCGGAAAAAAGUAAAGUCACAGAUGUCACAGCUUGCCUUAGAAAAAGUCACUGAAAAAUCUGAAAAAAGGUUUUGAUAGGAAAGAAAAGCAAAUUUUAAGUAAAUACUGACAACAUAAUUUACAUAUAGUAGAGCAUUACACGAAUAUGAAAAUGGGAAUAUUUAUUCAGUUUUUUCCCAGUCAUUUAGAGACAAAACAGUAAAGAAACAGAACAUUUAAAGGGACAGUGCAGAUUUUAAUACAAACCUUUCUAAAUUAAUCUUGUAACUCCCACAUGGUUGCAAUCAUACAACUGGUCCUGCGUCUACCUAGUUAUUUAGCACAAUGGAACUAAACUCAAGAGGCAGUCAGUCUGCCUUACAAAGACUUCUCAUUGAGCUGCAUUGGUAAAUCUGUGAUUGGACAGCCACAGAAAGUCUGGUUGGGGUUAGAAGGGGAAAGCUUGCAAAUGCUUCGGCAAUAGAUCUGCAGCUUUUGCACCUGUUUUUAGAUUUAUCAAAAUGUAAAAAAAAAAAUCAUAAUUCAUAAUGUGCAGUGUGUUCUGGGAGAUAACAGAGCCCCGCUAGAAUCAGGUAAAUAAAAGGAAAGGGUUUUAACCCUUUAAAGGCUGUUGGGGGGUGGGGUGGGGUAGAGGGAGAGAGGCAGAGGGACACUAUAGUGUUGUAUUAUAAUUUUAACAUGCAAAGUGUAUGCAUGGCAUGUGUCUGCAGUGGGGUGUAUAGUCAUGAAACAAGGCUGUGAUGACUGUUUUCUUAUCACACUUCUUUUCUUUGUUUUGUACUGUUUUCACCCUGGUUUGCAAUCCAUGCAGCAUGUGGGUUACCAUCAACUAAUGUUAUAUAAAAAUCAGGUAGGGAAGUUUUAUAAUGCGUUACUUUAUUAAUCAGUGACUCCAGGGAGAGUUGUUUUUAGAGUAUCUGUGACUUUUUUCCCUGGAUUCCCAAGGAGUUCUAGUCUAAAACAAAUAGUGAUGCAUUGUUCCCUGUGCUUCUUUGCUUACAUAGGAUAUAGAUGCAGAUUUUAAGUGUGGGAUUCAUCAAUAAACUGGUGGCAUAAGAUGUUUCCUACUUUGUCCUUUUCUAAAAUAAAUUUAAAUAGCUGAAAAUCUCUAUAUUUCCAAACACUCAGCCUCCCUAACACUCUUCUUUUUUUUUUUUUAUCCUUCUAUCUUUCUCUUUUGUCUGUUUUCUUUUUUUUUUACUUUUUUUUUUAUAUUAACUUAGAUCUUCAUCCCAGAUAAACGUAUAUGAGCUUUAUUUAUGUACAAACAGGUUAGUCUUUGUUUUAAUAACCGUUUUUGAAUGCUGAUUUCAUUAAAGCUGUGGGAUAUUUCAUCGGGGGACAUCCUGCUCUCUGUCCUCUUUGAUGUCCGGAUUAUGUCAGUGGCCCUUGAUCCAGCUGAAUAUCACAUAUUCUGUGGAGGCAGUGAUGGUUCUAUAUUCCAGGUGGACCUCCUUGCAUGGGUGAGUGUGAUGCCAAAUAAGGCUUAGUAGUGUAUUAUUUAAUAGGAACACAAUGUAAACAUAAACCUGCAUUGUUUAGACUGUGCACAGGGAAAGGACAUUCAAUCAAGAGCAGGAGAAGGUGUUUAAAGGACACAGGUAGGAAGCUGAAGUUUUUUGAAAAGCUUUAACCUGUCUUGUAAUACAUUGAAAUGCUGGUCGUAAUUCAGUGGUUUUAAAAAGUUUCCAUCUGUCUCUGUGACCUUAGAAACCAGGUUACCUGCCUCUCUGUAUCGCUGGAUGGGAGUAUGCUGGUAUCGGGUUCCCAUGAUGAAACCGUCUGUGUUUGGGACAUCCAGAGCAAGCAGUGUCUACGAACUGUUCCCCACAGAGGUAUUGCAUUUUAUUUAUUAACCAGUGGUUUGUUUUCACAUACUGUCUCACACUAGAUUAGCCAGCUGACGCACAAGUACAAUAAAUGAUAAUAGAACUAUAGUAUGAGAAGAUGCUUAAAUAUAAUGGAUCUCUGAUAACAUGUCUAAUGGUGACUUAAAGGAACACGGUAGUGUUAGAUGUGCAAUCUUUAUUCGUAAUGCUGUGGUUUUCCUGUCCCUACUGUGCAACUCUCUCAACUCUGUUCAACUCUCUUCACGCGAUGACCUCAGGAGGAGACACAGGGUCUAUCCAAUGCUCCUCAUAGAGGGGGUCUAAUGCACAUGCGCAGCGAGCGCAUUCAAACUUUCCCAUAGGAAAAAAGUUUUGGCAGCACAUAGGCUCCUAGAUAAAUACCCUGGUUGUCUAGUUCCUACAAAUAUUUAAUUGUUAGCAGUUGUAGACGUGGUUACUGCCAAUACAUUUUUUUGCCCUGUACAUAUAAAAAUAUGCAAACAUUUGCUUUUAAACCCCUGCUAAAAAUUCAUAAAAAUCACAGAUGUUUUUUGAUACAUAUACUUUUUUCUACUUGUUGUGUAAAUAUCAUUCUACCCAAACUGUGUUAAUUAUAUUUCUUUUUAGGUUUCUCAGAAAAUGUACGUAUACAUUUGUAGGGUAAUAGGUGAAAGCUGUACCUGGCCUUUACAAAUGUGCUGCAAUAUGUAUGGGGGCAGGGAGCGGUAUAAAAUAUUCAUCUUUCAUAUAGAAAAUUUUUUACGGUUUUGUUAGAGCUCCCAAUGAAAAUUGUUUGGGUUUUUGUUUUAUUUAUGACUUAUAAUCUGCAUUUAUACCUGCAUCUUUACUAUCCAAUAGAUAGCAUCAAUAGCUUGCAUUUCUCUACUCUAUGGUUUCGUUUUUUUUUUCUCCCCCAGGUCCGGUAACCAAUGCAUUCAUUAUUUCUGCUCCAGCCAAUAUGCUUAGAGCAGAGAGUAAACCAAGCUUUCCUCUCCCCCGCUUCAGCAAACACUUGCAAGGAGCAGAGGGCUGUGAAGGCCCUGAGAGUGGUGGUAUCAUCCUAAGGCUUGGAAGAAACCAGCAGGUGACAGUGCAAGGGGUUUUAUUUGUAUUUUUUUUUAAUUUAUUUUUCUGGGUCACACUUUUGAUUAUAUUAACUUUCUGUAUAUUUCAUAUUUUGUCUUUGAUUGCAGGGAUUAGAGGGCACAUACUUACAGAGAGCAGAACAGCUACAUACCCUGCUUGGUGAAAGUGAGGGAAAGGUGAGUGUCUUUAUCUACACUUUUGGGGUAAAUUAGUUAUUGAGGUGUAAUUGUAUUCUAUUGCAUAUUGAGUACAUUUGCAGGGACACAAAAGGGAAAAAACACCACUAUUUCUUUUCAAACAUUUUUCUUAAGGUGUCUGGUAAUAAGUUACAGAAUUCAACUUUCCACAAAUGUGUUCCUGUAUAUCUUUACCAUUACACAAAGCGGAAUGGAUUCCCCAAUACAUAUAUAAUAUGAGUUCUGUGACAGUUCCCAAUCUGCAGUCUUCUGCUUUUUUCUUUUCUUUAUGCUGAGAUGCAUGUAAAUAUGAUAAACAGCAAAAAACAGCUCUGCCCUUGAAAUUAGUACUUUUUAUUUUUCAAGUAUAGCUAGGCUGGUGAUAGUUUCAUUUUGAUCAGGAUGAUUGUUUCUUGGGUGAAUUAAGAGGAAAGAAACACUUGCUCCCUGACUCAAAGGAUUAAAAUAGACUUCUAUUUUUAACAUCAUCUGUCCAUUUUUCUGUCCACCAUUUUAGAACCUUUCUGGUCUUGUGGAGCAGCUUCGUUCUCGGACUUCUGAGCUGGAGGAAGAGUUAAAUAUGGUGCGAAAAAUUAACAAAGAUCUCUUUGACUUCUCUGCCUCUAUUAUCACUAAACAGUGACCUUUAAAUGAACACAUUUAGUAAAUUUCUCUCCAGAUUCAUAAGUAAGUCAGCUAAAAUUUGGAAAUCACAGGCAAAAGUAUUGCAGAGACUUUGGUAAAAGCAUAUACAUUUUUAAGUAUCGCAAGAACAAAAAUUGCAAAAAUGUUAAACUAUGUACGAAGGAGUGUGAAAUAGAAUGGAGAAAAAGUGAGUGUGUGUGGGAGAGGGGAAGGGAGGGUUGUACCAGAAAAAAGCGUGAUUAGAACUGAAAAAAAAUGUCACUGUGGUGCAGAACCUUAUAGUAGUAUAUUAGUCUUUUAUAUUAUCCAAAUGCUGGCUAUUUUUUUUUUUUUUGUCUCAAUCAAUUUUGUGAUGUGAUGUUAGCAGUCUGCCAAUGUGCAACAAAAUUUUGUACGCUCACUUGAGUAUGCAGAGCAUAUUGUAGUUGUAUGACUGACCUCGUUAGAUUCUAAUUUGAAUUAACACACGCACACACACACAGUAAAUGCAUACAUGGUGUCAUUAUUUAGGUCCAGUAAGAGCUUUAUUUUUGAAGCCAAGUUUUUGUUAUGCCAUUGAGAGAACAUUUUUGUUUCACUUAUAAUCUAUGAAAUUUAUUCAUAUUAAUGGGGUUUAUUCACUAAAUUUGGAAUUGUAAGCAUUGAAAUUCAAAUGGCAAAACAGCCAAGAUGUAAUUAUAGUAGUGCUAUUGUGGAUUCUUGGUAAUUGCCACACUGCACCAAUCAGCAUCUACUCAUAGAGAUGCAUUAGCUCAGUGCAUCUCUAUGGGGAACGCACAAAUGCAUGAAGACACUGUGCAUAAUUCAAAGAUUAGAAAAAGGUACUAAAAGCAACAAGUGCCAAAUACACACACCACUCCCUGUGUAUCAAAACAG
Molecule: messenger RNA, 10792 nt
Organism: Pelobates cultripes (western spadefoot toad)
Lineage: Eukaryota; Metazoa; Chordata; Amphibia; Anura; Pelobatidae
Source: the annotation of a GenBank genome assembly